ACAUCUUUUUCUUUCAGUGUAGCGGUUCAGGCUGUCGCGCUUCAGAGGAAAGCGCUGGCUUUGUGCCCGGUCGGUCACACACAUCGGUCUGGGUCAUUAAACAACCUCGCGAAGUCGACUCUCCUCCCGCUUUGACCACCGAGGCAACGACGAAGACUUGGAUGAGGCUAUCGCACUUCACAGGGAAGCGCUAGCUUUGCGCCCGGUCGGUCACACAUCGAUCUUGGUCAUUAAACAACCUCGCGAAUGGACUAUCCACCCGCUUUAAACAUCAACACAAUAGAGAAGACCUCGACGAAUCACGAGAAAACCUACGCUGUGCAUUGACUCUGUUGACGCAAUAUGAUCCUCGUCAACUGGUGUUCCAUAAGUCGCUAGCUAAGGUCUAUCUAUCAUUUCAUCUAUCAGGACUUAUCUGCACGUGCGCGGGCGAAAAUACAGACAGUUUGGAUGCUGCCAUGCAUCAUCUCAAGACAGCGGCAAAUGUUGUCUCUGCAGGCUUGCGAUCUCGCCUGCGGGCAAGCCUACGUUGGGUGCACCAUGCUAGUGAACAUUUACAUGGUACUCAACUCGAGGCUUAUGCGACUUCUAUGCAACUCUUGCACGCCUACAUGUCUGUGACGGCCUCCGUAUCGUCUCGUCAUAAUACCAUGAAGGAAUUCCGAAGUACAAGUACACUUGCUGUGGAUGCUGUAUCAUGUGCCCUUCGCAGUGGCGAUGUGCAUCUUGCUGUUGAGUUGUUGGAGCAAGGCAGGACUAUCAUCUGGACUCAGACGACACGACUCCGCACACCUCUUGACACCCUACAGACUCGCGGGGAUCGCGCGAUGACUCUGAUGAAGAGAUUCAGAGAUCUCAGCUCCCUUUUUGAUAUUGCGAACUAUCUAGAUGACAUCUCAAAAGUCGAUGUGGAAGCCGAAGCGACCCGGUACAGACGUCUAGUAGGGGACUGGGACGAAACUGUAGAAGAGAUCCGGAAGAUCGAGGGCUUCUCUCGCUUUCUACUUCCCCCUUUGUUUUCCGAUCUUCAAGACGCAGCUCGUGAUGGGCCCAUCAUCGUGCUCAUCGCAAGCAGAUCCUCUUGCGAUGCCAUUAUUAUCCCACACCAGCAACCUCCCACUAGCAUUCAACUCCCUACCGAUUUCUGGAAACUCGCCAAUUUGGUAGUCGCACUCCAAAAGGCAGUUAACAAAGAGGCCGGUCCUAAAGGGAACCAAAGAGCGCUGAUAAAAGUUUUGAGAGAGUUGUGGUACGACGUGGUCGGCCCGGUGGUCGAAAGUCUGGGCGGAAUUGCACGACAAGGUUCCCGAAUAUGGUGGUGCCCGACGUCUCUCUUCAAUUUCCUGCCAUCGCAUGCUGCUGGCGAAUACAAGGAAAAGGGACAUUCCCUUUCGCAGCAGUACACCUCUUCGUAUACACCAUCACUCACCGCGCUGAUCGAGGCUCGCAGAAGUCACGAAAGGUCCCCGUCGGUGCUUUUCGUUGCCAUUGGUCAGAGUUGCCCAGCCGGUGCCUCCUUCACUUUGGAUGCUGUGGAGCCUGAACUGGAAUUAGUGCGGAGCCUUUUGCCACCUCCCCCAACCGUUUCGUUCUCCAAGAUAACCAGUGUUGAUGCCACGAAAUCGAGAGCGUUGUGCGCAUUGCGAGACAAUACUUGGCUCCAUCUCGCAUGUCACGGGACACAAAAACUUGACAAACCCUUUGAAUCGGCCUUUCUUAUGCGCGACCAGCCGCUUUCGCUCCUUGAUAUCACACAAACGGAUCUAUCUCGGCAUCAAUUUGCAUUUCUUUCUGCCUGUGAAACUGCAGUCGGUGACUUUAGUACGCCCGACGAAGUGAUACACCUAGCGGCUGGCCUACAGUUCGCCGGGGUUAAGAGCGUCGUUGGCACAUUAUGGAAGGUCAACGAUAGUACUGUGGAACGCUUAGUCAAGGCAUUCUACGAAAACUUGUGCGGGGAUGGCAAAAUGAAUUGCAAACGAGCUGCCCGGGCGCUGCACCGCGCGGUCCAGUCGUUGGCCUGUGACACGGACAUGCCCUUGGACCAGCGCAUAGUGUUCGUGCAUAUUGGCAUAUGAUGAAUUCCUCAUGACUACGUGCAAGCUGUUCCCAAGGACUUCGAUAU
Suillus bovinus is the source of this 2125-nucleotide messenger RNA. Its product is annotated as CHAT domain-containing protein. The transcript is spliced from 2 exons. The record is from RefSeq and is a predicted model, not a curated record. Bases 459 to 2078 code for a protein of 539 amino acids. NCBI's taxonomy places the organism in Eukaryota, Fungi, Basidiomycota, Agaricomycetes, Boletales, Suillaceae.